Emiliania huxleyi CCMP1516 is the source of this 504-nucleotide messenger RNA. RefSeq lists its product as hypothetical. NCBI's taxonomy places the organism in Eukaryota, Haptophyta, Isochrysidales, Noelaerhabdaceae. The transcript is spliced from 4 exons. The record is from RefSeq and is a predicted model, not a curated record. Bases 1 to 504 code for a protein of 167 amino acids.
AUGCCGCUCUGCUGCGCCGCCGAUAGCCCCUCUUCCGAGCCGGCGCGUGGCGGCGAGCCGCGGCCAGUAUCGCUGGCCUACGCUGCGCCGCCCAAGCCCUACUGCCGAUCCAGCGCCUGGCGUUUGGGGCGAGCCGCGGUCGUCGUCGCUGAUGGUGGCGCGCCCACCGCGGCACGGCCGUGGCUGCGCAUACACCUUACGCCCUUUCUCCUCAACGGCUAUCCGUGCUUGCUGUGCCCCUGCGUGGUGUGUUUCAAGUUCUUACAACCCAAGGUGAUAGAGGGCAAAAAGAUCGAUUGCGCUCUUGCCGAUCCGCACCUACCUAGGCUCUUGGGUGGCGCGCCCCAGCUCUUCACAACGAACCUGGUCGUCGAGGCCUUCACCUGCGACAGGCGAGUCGACGCGCGCGACCACAACGCGCUCGAUGGCCUGCCAUUCUACGCAGAGAAGGUAAGCCCACCGCCUGCCGCCGAGCCGUCUGCCACCGCUGUGCCUGGCAAAUAG